Messenger RNA from Paramecium pentaurelia, 3410 nucleotides. NCBI's taxonomy places the organism in Eukaryota, Ciliophora, Oligohymenophorea, Peniculida, Parameciidae. The record is from the annotation of a GenBank genome assembly.
AUGGGAAUAUGUGGAGGUAGGUCUAAAAGUUAGGAAGACUAAGUUCAUAAACUAAGUCAACCUAUCAUAACCAAUGGUGAGUUACAAAUUAAAGUGUUGUUGAAGAACAUCACUUUGAAAAUGACUGGUGUGAGAUAAUGUUCCAUUGAAUUUGAUUUAGGGUAAUGUAAGUACACAUCACCGGUGCAUAUAGAUAAUAAUGGAGAUCAUUAUGUAUUAAAAUUCAUAGAAGGAAGUGGCGAGCUAGUUUUGAUGGAACCUUAAAGAUGACAGAGUAGUAGAUGCGAGAAUCCAAUAUGAAAAUUUCAGUGAUUGAUACUUAAGUAAUUGGAUAAGCCACCAUCAAUUUAUUUGAAGCUGCAGUAGGACCAUUUCAUUUUCAAUUACCAAUCCGAGGUUAAAGUACUGGAAAUGUUACUUUUGAUUUGAAAAUGAAUCAAGUAUUGUAAGCAACUCUUUAAAGUAAGUUUAUCAUUUGGGAAUUAAAUUAAAGUCUUAGUGAUGUUAGAUACAACUAUAAUUUGAGGUUGGUGGUAUAAAUAUUUAUUAAAAUAAAAGACUUCAUAGUUCUCAUUCAUCUCUGAACAUUCAACCACUUUUGUUAAUCCAAAUUAUAGAAAACAAAAUGAAAAAUAGAGAAGUAUAAUAGCUUCUAGUCGUAAAAGCAUUUUAGAUUAGGAUAUAUUAAGAGAUUCCAUUAUAUCAUUACCAAAAAUACCAUCUAUGAUAAAUAGUAGUGGAGGUGUUAAUCAAUCUCUGGAGUCAAUUAUAGCAGCUACUCCAACUAAUAAAGGAUAAUCACCUGCUUGUUAACCUUAUCAUAGAAUAGAAUGGGAUCAUGCUGGAGAUGAAUUGACUUUGAUAGUAGAAUUACCAAUAUCUGAAUUUUAAGGUUCUGCAAUUCAAUUAUGUUUAUGGUCAAUUUCUUCAAAUAAAAAUAGUUUAGGUAAUAGUAAAUCUCCUCAUAAAACUAUUAUAAAAAAGACUUAAAAUAAACAUGAUUCAGAAUAUAUGGAUUUAGAGAUUUAAGAUCAUCAUUUGGUAGCAGAAACAUAUAUUAAUUUAUCAAAUUUAGAAACAAAUAUUGUUGCUGAUUUGGGAGCAAAGUUUUUUGUAAUUAAAAGUUAAUAGGCUAAAUCAAUAUGGUAUCAUGGUGUUGAGGUAGGUAAAAUAGAUUAUGAAAUAAGUGUAAGAUUACCAAAUUAUUUAUAAUAAUCAUCAUUUGGUGUUUAAACAGAAAAGGGUAUAGUAUCAACUGCAUCUGUUGUAGGAAAUGUUGAAAAUAUUAGUGUAACAGAGAUUAAGAUGAUUUAAAUUGAAUUUUAGAAAUUAUCUAGUUCUAUAUUUAAGAUUGAACAUAAAACAUUAAAUAUGGAUGAUAAAUUAAAGGUUCGUUAAGAUAUGGAUCAAUAACUUAAUAAAUUAGCUUAAUUAUUGGGAUAAUCUCAUGGUACUAAUAUUAAAACAUUUUAAUAUAAAUCUGAGGAUGAUUUAAUGAAAGCCUAACAUUUAUUGAUUUAAUUAUCUAUUCAUUUGGUGGAUUAUUCAAAAACAUUAGCAUCAUUCAAUGCAUAUUUUGAAUGUUUAAAUUAAGUAUUAAGUAGAGGAGAAUUAAUGUUAUAAUAAUUAGGAUUUUUUAAAGCUUUGAAUAAGAAGUAAUCAGAAUUUAAAACAGAAGUUGGUUUAAAUUAUUAAUCUUUUUUAGUAAAUACACUUCGAUUCACUUUAUAAAAAUUAAAUUAAAAAGAUCCUAGUUAAGAAGCUAGAUAAUUAUAUAUAAAAUUUUUAGUAAUUAGUUAUUUUCGAAUUCCAGAAUUUAGAGCAAAAUUUUUAGAGUUAAUUAAUAAAACUGAUGAUCCUUAGUUAUUAGAAUUAAGAGGAACUGAAUUUAUAUAAGAAGAUGAUCCAACAAAUAUUGAUAAAAGUACAAAAACCAAUAUCUCAAUUUUCGAUUGGUAAAAUUAUUUUCAUACUUAUUUAUCUGAUAAAAGCAAAGGAAUAUAAAAUUAAUCAGCAUUAAAUUAAAUAUUAGAUGAUGAAAGUUGGAAGGAACAUAUAAGACAUAGAUCUAUAAAUUUUAGUUUUUUUGUAGAAGAAUGGGCUAAAUAUGUUAGAAAUAUAUUAUAAGUAAAAAUACUUCCUUGGUAAGAUAUUCCAGGUUAUAGAAUUUUGGUUAAAGCAUUUAUGUGUGAAUUAAAAUAAUAAGAAUCUGUUCCUGAUGCUAUGAAAAUAGCUUUAAAAAGUUUGCUUUAGAAUGUAAAUUUAUUAGGAAUAGUAGUUAAUUUGCAAUUUAAUAAAACAAAGUAACAUAUAUAUAUUAAUAAGUCUAUAUAAUGCAGAAUAAGUGAUAGAAACAUUUGAAAUUUUAGAUGUUUGUUUUAGUACAUUGACAACAAUGCCUGCUUACUUUGAUUAUCCAUUCUUUUUAAAAGGAAUCAAAUAAAUCAUUAUUGAUUCAGAACAUGCUAUAAAUAUAGCUAAAUGUGUUUGGCUAAUUUACAAUAUUUAUCCUUUAUUUUCAAGUAAUACUAUUAAUUUUAAAUAAGUGGACUUUAAGAAAGAUAUAUGUGAAUUUUUAUUUGAAAAAGCAGUUUUUAAAUUAUUUUUACAUUGGAGUAGAACAGUAAGAUUAGUAUUUCAUUACUUUUUGUUAUAUAGAGUAUCUCAUUAACAUAAGAACCCAAAAGUUGGAGGUUUGGAUGAAGAGUAAGCACUUAAUGAUAAUUAGUUAGAUAGAUUAUACAACAAUAUACAUUGAUUAAUAGACCAAAGAAAAAUUAAAGUUAUUUUGAAAAUAGGUAGCCUCAAUAAUAAUUGAUUGUAAGAUGUGUGAAUAUUGAUUUAGUCUGAUUAUAUUUAUAUGAAAUACUUGAGAUUUUUAAGUAAAUUAGAAUAAGCUAAGAUUAAUGAGAAUUAGAGGGAAUAUUAAUAAGAACAUUAAAGUUACUAUUAUAAAAUGGUACAUAAGAAAUUAAGAAGAGAAUAAGAAUUAAAGAUGUAAUAAUAAGAAGAACCAAAAAUGAUGGAAUAAUUGAAAUUGGAGAGAAUGAUUUCAGAAUAAGAUGAAUCAUUAUAAAAACAGAAUUAAUUGAAACCAGUGAUCGUUCCUAGACCAGUAAUGCACAAAAAGUUGAGUUGUAAGAUGCAAUGGAUAAUGAUGUAGAUAAGCAUGAAGUUGAAAUUAAUGAGAUGCAAUAACAAUAUUUACGAUUAUCCAUUCGGGAAUUCGAGGAAUAAUUAAAGAAUUAUAACAAUUGGAGAUAAUAAAAUUUAAAGAAAAUGAUUGGUAAAUAUAAUGAUGAAGGUAUAUUUAAAUAUUUAUAUAUUUAGAUAAACACAUAAUUCAUCUGACUUUUGAAGUACCCAAAGUUGAUGUUCUAAGAAGAAUAGAUGAAAAAGAGGGUGCUUGA